This is a messenger RNA of Pediculus humanus corporis (human body louse), 1770 nucleotides long. Its product is annotated as class A rhodopsin-like G-protein coupled receptor GPRnpr, putative. Lineage: Eukaryota; Metazoa; Arthropoda; Insecta; Psocodea; Pediculidae. Gene Ontology annotation, biological process: G protein-coupled receptor signaling pathway. The coding region runs from base 1 to 1770 and encodes 589 amino acids. The transcript has 9 exons. Gene Ontology annotation, molecular function: G protein-coupled receptor activity. Gene Ontology annotation, cellular component: plasma membrane. The record is from RefSeq and is a predicted model, not a curated record.
AUGAACGGAACAGGAGCAAUAACAUUACAACAAUAUAAUAACAACAUAAGUAAUUAUUCAACAAACGACAGCAUUUAUGGUAAUUCACCUGUUUUUCCACCCUACAUAAGAACAACAGCAACGGUAAUUUGUUCUUUUAUUAUGGGUAUCGGAGUUUUGGGUAACGUUAUGGUACCCAUAGUUAUAUUCAAAUCAAAAGACAUGAGAAAUUCAACAAACGUUUUUCUUAUGAAUUUAAGUUUGGCGGAUCUUAUGGUACUUUUAGUUUGUACCCCAACGAAUAUUAUUAAAAAGGAUGUGACUAAAGAAAAUUUUCUGAUGGGAUUUUUUUUCCCCACGUUUGCGGUACCUUUUAUUGAAAUGAUGGUAACUCACGCUUCGGUACUCACCAUACUCGCCAUAAGUUUCGAAAGAUAUUAUGCCAUAUGCGAACCAUUAAAAGCCGGAUACAUAUGCACGAAAACGCGAGCGUUUUUUAUUUGUCUUUGCGCAUGGUUGCUCGCCGGUUUACUAACUAGUCCAAUGUUGUUCAUCUCACAAUAUGAAUUAGCACAAUACAACGAUGGAUCAUGGGUACCUGCUUGUUUAACACCAGCCGACACUUUAUGGAAAGAACUUUUUUUCUACAUGAGCAUUUCCGUUUUCUUCUGGGUUCCACUCAUUGUACUCGUUGUACUUUAUUCAAUAAUAGCCGUACAUUUAAUGGCGGAUCCAGGAUUGAAAUUUUUCUACCCUGCAUCGGCACAAACAAUUAAAAAUUUAGGAAUCGAAAAAUAUUUUAACAUUUUGUAUUUUUGUCGAACGAUGUCUUACGAAAAUCCAUCAUCUGCACAAAGAUAUAGGAAAAAAGUAGUCAUGAUGUUGGGUACUGUUGUUACAUUUUUUUUCGUUUGUCUUUUACCAUUUCGAGCAUUGAUCGUUUGGAUCGUUUUGGCACCACACGAAGAAGUCAUGAAAUUAGGAAACGAAGGCUAUUACACUUUACUUUAUUUUUGCCGUAUAAUGUUUUAUUUAAAUUCCGCGAUAAAUCCGAUAUUGUAUAAUUUAAUGUCGUCGAAAUUUCGUAACGGUUUUUUAAAAUUAUGCGGUAUCAAAAGAAAUUGUUAUAGGAAACAUAAGAAAGCACUUUUGAGAACGAGUACUUUUAAUACUUCUUCUCUGACUGCCAUAACAACGAGUUCCAUACAUAGGCCAUCAAUUCCUGAAGUUAGUAACGGUUCGAAAGAAAAAAAAACAUCAUCGUUUUUAGAUUCGAGAAAAGAAAAUGGACGAAGGAAUUCAAAUUGCUCAAAAUCUUUGCUUUUAUGCGGUGAAAUUAUCAACGAUUCCAAAUCCGUACGUUUACGUAAUAAAUUAAAUAACGAAAAAAGAAAAAAUUUUGAUAAAUUUUAUAUAACGAGAACGAAUCAAAUAAAUCGUAAAAAAAUAAAUAGGAGAAGAAAAUCGUUUAGUGAUUAUUUAAUCUAUGGAACAAAUACGAGCACAACACCCGUCACGCUCAAUCACAGUCAAAGCAUGGAUAGCAUAUUUAGAAGAAAAUCAUGCUACGGUGUAAAAAAAGGAAAGUUAAAAAUUGUUAAUAAAAAAAACAUUUAUAAUUCCGACGAUGGUAUUAUUGUUUUUAAAAGCACUGAUAAGAAUAAUGUUUUGUCUGGGACCAAAAAAAGUGAUAAGGUACAUAAACAAUUAAUUAUAUGUGAAAAUGAACAAAAUUCGAAUAAACAUAUGAAUAAAAAAACCAAAGACAGAUUUAAAGAAAGUUUUGUUUAA